AUGGCUUUUAACAUGUGGGUUUCUCAACUCAACAGACUACCAACCAGAUCAAGGAUCUCCCGGUGGGCGCCACAGACCUCCUCGCUCUGCUGCCUCUGCAACACGCUUGAAGAAACUCGAGACCACCUGCUCAUCACAUGUGACUUCAGCUCUGAAGUGUGGUCACUGGUCCUCUCAAGGCUAAACCGCUCCAGGAAUCUUCUCUCCUGGUCUGAGUUGAUGUCUUGGAUCCGAGCUUCUUCACCGCAAUCUCCUUCAACUCUAAGAAAGGUAACAGCUCAAGCAACGAUCUAUCAUCUCUGGAAGCAGCGCAACAAUGUCCUCCACAACAGUGUAUCCAUCCCGCCGCACGCUCUGUUUCGCAUCAUUGACAAGGAAAUUCGCAACAUCAUCUCAGCCAGGAAGGACAGAAAAGCUUUCCGUGGUCUGAUGGUUAUUUGGCUCACUUGA
This is a messenger RNA of Raphanus sativus (radish), 450 nucleotides long. RefSeq lists its product as uncharacterized. NCBI's taxonomy places the organism in Eukaryota, Viridiplantae, Streptophyta, Magnoliopsida, Brassicales, Brassicaceae. The transcript has a single exon. The coding region runs from base 1 to 450 and encodes 149 amino acids. The record is from RefSeq and is a predicted model, not a curated record.